This is a messenger RNA of Medicago truncatula (barrel medic), 1684 nucleotides long. RefSeq names its product cyanogenic beta-glucosidase. NCBI's taxonomy places the organism in Eukaryota, Viridiplantae, Streptophyta, Magnoliopsida, Fabales, Fabaceae. Gene Ontology annotation, biological process: carbohydrate metabolic process. The coding region runs from base 1 to 1539 and encodes 512 amino acids. Gene Ontology annotation, molecular function: beta-glucosidase activity. The transcript has 13 exons. The record is from RefSeq and is a predicted model, not a curated record.
AUGACAGCUUUUGAUUUCAACGUGCUUCUGUUACUAUUCAUUUUAUCCAUAACUCGUAUCAAUGCAGCUGUUAAACCUUUGCCUGUUCACGAUGUUCCUUUUCUCAAUCGGAGUAGUUUCCCGCCAGAUUUUAUUUUUGGAACUGCUUCCUCUGCAUUUCAGUAUGAAGGUGCAGCAAAAAAAGAUGGAAAAGGACCAAGUAUUUGGGAUACUUUCGCUCAUAAAUAUCCAGAAAAAAUAAAAGAUAGAAGUACUGGAGAUGUAGCUGACGACUCAUAUAGUCGGUACAAGGAAGAUGUUGGAAUCAUGAAGUAUAUGAAUAUGGAUGCUUAUAGAUUCUCCAUUUCUUGGUCUAGAGUCUUACCAAAAGGAAAGCUUAGUGGAGGUGUAAACCAUGGAGGAAUAAACUACUACAACAACCUCAUCGAUGAACUAUUGGCUAAUGGUGUGCAACCAUAUGUGACACUUUUCCAUUGGGACGUUCCCCAAGCCUUAGAGGAUGAGUAUGGCGGUUUUUUGAGUCCUCGCAUUGUAAAUGAUUUUAAGGACUAUGCUGAUCUUUGCUUCAAGGAAUUUGGUGAUAGGGUGAAACGUUGGACUACUUUGAAUGAACCAAGGAGUGUGAGUAAGAAUGGAUACGCAGUCGGAAGGUUUGCACCGGGUCGAUGUUCAGAUUGGUUAAAACUGAAUUGCACAGGAGGAGAUUCUGGGACAGAACCAUAUCUGACUUCGCACUACCAACUUCUUGCUCAUUCUGCAGCUGUAAAAUUGUACAAGACCAAGUAUCAGGCAUCUCAAAAGGGUUUAAUAGGGAUUACCAUAAACUCUGAUUGGUUUGUGCCGGUCUCUAACGAGAAAUCAGAUCGUGAUGCUGCCCAACGAGCCCUCGAUUUCAUGUUUGGAUGGUAUAUGGAUCCACUUACAAAAGGUGAGUAUCCAAAAAGCAUGCGAUCUAUGGUGGGAAACCGGCUACCAAAGUUCUCCAAAGAAGAAUCAGCGCAACUUAGAGGGUCCUUUGAUUUUCUUGGCCUAAACUAUUACUCAUCCUUUUAUGCUGCUAAUGCACCUCAGUUACGCGGUGCUAAACCAGCCCAACAAACUGAUAAUCUUGUUAAUGUUACAAAUCAAUAUAAUGGCAAGGCUCUUGGUCCAAUGGCUGCUUCCAGCUGGUUGUGCAUUUAUCCACGAGGAUUUCGACAAUUGUUGCUUUACAUCAAGAGGCAGUACAAUAACCCUGUAAUUUACAUUACUGAAAAUGGUUAUGAUGAGUUCAAUGAUCCAACACUGUCGCUUGAAGAAUCCCUUAUAGAUACUCUCAGAAUUGAUUACUUUUAUCGUCAUCUUUAUUAUCUUCAAACUGCAAUCAAGGAUGGUGUGAAUGUAAAGGGAUAUUUUGCAUGGUCAUUGUUGGAUAACAUGGAAUGGGACUCUGGCUACACAGUGCGAUUCGGACUCGUCUUUGUGGAUUUUAAAAAUGGUGUGAAAAGACACCCAAAACUCUCGGCGCAAUGGUUCAAAAAUUUCCUCAAAAAGUCUUAGACAUGUAUAUAUUUGGCAAGGUUCAAUGAAGAAGUGUUAUGUUUUGAUGAACUUUGGAUCAGAAAAAAGUGAUAUGAAAUUCACUCAUAUGUAGAACUCUUGUAAAUAAAAAGAAUAGUGAAUAAAAAAACUCAGAUUUAGUUAA